UCCGGUCCUGGUAGUGAGUGAAUAUACACACAUUCAUUUCGAUCCGUAAUUUUUCACGUAUAAUAGAAGAAUAACGCAUCAUCAAAUAGUGAAAAGUAUAAACAGUGGACAAUAAAGGAUUCGAUUAACGUGAGUAAAAACAUAGUCUACGAGAAUUGAAUCAGAAAGGUUAAUUACUCAUUAAUCGAUUAAAACAAUACAAAUUCAAUCGACAGUCCAGACUUAAAUUCAUCAAACCAACGAAAUAGCAAAAAACGAAUAGAGAUAAGAAAGCAACAAGAACUGGAUGAAUAAGUACAGGGUCGGCUUCAAAAACAAAAUCGAAUAAAUAUUGGAAUAAAUUAACAAAAUAUAUUUGUUUAGAACCAUUGACUUUGUCAGCCUGGAUAGGGGUCUAGUUCAGAAUUGAGUACGUGCUAUACAUAACUCUGUACAGGACACAAAGCCAUGGAGGAAAUACUUAAACAAAUAAAAAAUAUGGAAUCAAAAAUUGAUGACAAACUUAACGCAAUGCAUGAUGAUUUGAGAAAUAUCAAACUGGAAAAUUUGCAAAUAAAAAAAGAAAAUCGAGAUCUCAAACAGGAACAAAUGAGACACCAAGUUAGAAUAGAUGACAUUGAAAGGGAAAUCAGGAAAAAGAACCUCAUUAUCUAUGGAAUUAAAGAAGAAAGAGACAACCCUAAUGAAAACUUGAGAAAGAUAGUCAAAGACAUAGCAAGCAGAAUAGAAAUAGGAAUAAAUGAAAGAGAAGAUGUAGCUGAUAUCAGCAGAAUGGGUAAGAGUAUCGAUAAUAAGGAUCGACCAAUCAUGGUAGAACUUAAAAGCGGGUCACUUAGAAAUGAAAUGCUAAGGGAGGCUAAAAAACUUAAAGGUACAGGAGUAUUUCUAAGUGAGGAUUUCUCAAAACACAUACAAGAACAAAGAAAGAUACUUAAAGAAGAAAUGAAACAAGCAAGACAAAGAGGGCACAAAGCUAAUUUGAACUACAACAGACUAUACAUAAAUGGAGAUUCAUAUACUGUGGAAUCACUUACGUUGAACAAGCAAAUGAGAGCUGGUAAUGUAGCCAAAGAAAACAUACCACUUGAUAAAUCUAGAGGAAGAAAAUACAGCGAAAGAACCCCAGAACUUGAAUUAGCAGAAUCAAGGAAAGUGAGUAGAACUGAAGGAAGAUUCGAAACACCAUCAAAAAACUAACUCAUACAAUUAUUAGAACAUUAGAAACGGUAGCAAACCAAGAAAGGGAUGAAGAAGAUGGAAAAUUUGAGAAGAUUAAGGAAAAUCAACAAAAUUCAAGUACAACAGAAGAUAGAGUUAUAAAUAGUAAAAAACCAAGAAUGAGAAAAAACAAUAUAGCUAACCGUGAAGAAAACUUUUCAGAGAUAACUGAAGAUAACUCUCACGACGAAUUCACAAAAUUAAAUAUAUUAUUUUGGAAUUGUCAAGGUAUAAACACUAUAAACAAUUUAGAAAUGGAAGAAUGUGAGCACCUUUUAAAGUAUCCCAUUAUCG
Molecule: messenger RNA, 1512 nt
Organism: Phaedon cochleariae (mustard beetle)
Lineage: Eukaryota; Metazoa; Arthropoda; Insecta; Coleoptera; Chrysomelidae
Source: the annotation of a GenBank genome assembly